CGAGCCCCGCGCCCCAGCCGCAGUCGCUCCCUCUCUCUCCCUGCCUGGCGCAGCCAGGAAGGUGCGCGGCGGCGGCUGCUGCGGGGUCCGGAUGCCAGGAGCGCCGGCAGCGGCGGGCAACCGGGCAUGAAGAUGGCUGUGGGAGCCGUGAAGAUGCAGCCCCCGCCGGCCGAGAGCCCGGAGCCCGCGGCCCCCGGGGUUUGGGGGACCGCCGGGGCCCCGGGGGGCAGGCAGCAGCAGCGGCAGCGGCGGCGGGGGGGCAGCCCGGGGGCCCCGGAGCAGCCCCUGCCCCAACCUCUGCCCCUGACCCUGCCCCAGGAGCAGCAGCUGCGACACCGGCUGCGGGACCUGCCGGCUCUGUUGCGCAGCGGGCUCACCCUGCGCAGGAAGAGGAGCGCUGGCGGCGGCGGCAGGGCUCUGACAAGAAGAAUUUCAAAUCCAUACCUAGAACACACUGCUUCCCAGAUCUAUGGAGAGAAUUCUUCCUGCGCUGGGAGAGCCCUGAGGAAUAUCUUCAUCGUGCAAGCGUCUGAUCUGAUAAAAGACAGAGUGAACCUUAAGGGAGUUUACAGGAGGAGCUGCGUGGGAUCUGAGCUUGUGGACUGGCUUUUGGAGAACUGUCCUUUCAUUCAGUGUCGCUCUAUGGCUGUUGGUGUAUGGCAGCUACUUCUGGACAUGGGAAUUAUUCUCUCGGUGGACCAGCAGCUGUAUUUUCAGGACAACUAUGUCUUCUACCAGUUUUCAUCAGACGAGUGCAGUUACCUCUACUGUGAAUUUGAAAGGGCCGAGGAGUGGCAAAAUGGGGUCCGACUCUUGCUGCAGCUGGUGCCGCUCAUCCCGUCCAGGGUGGGCGACUGCGACCUGUCCCAUCAGAAAAUUGAAGGCACAGAAGAAACCAGUGAUGAAAUUCUUGUUCGGCUCACAUCUGCGGUUCAGAGGGAACUUGCCGCUGUCAUUGCCAUCAAAGCCAGGAAGGCAGCCCUUGAUCGAGAUGAAGAAAGUGGGGAUGGCCCGACAACGGCAUCCGAGGACGACGGGCUCUCAGACUCCCAGGCAGGGGUGCUGUGCAAGCUCCAGGAGAGGGACGACCUGGGCCGCCUCGAGCUCGUCCAGAAGCUCACCAGGGAAAACUGCCCCUUCCUCCAGCCCGACAGAAAAGAGCCCGAGCAGCCUGACCAGCAAGAUGAUGAAGUCGCAACCUUGCAAGUGAAGGAGGAAGACGGAACUGUCCUGGUAUUCAAGAAGGUGUCGUCAUGCGGGCCAGCCCCCGCGCCAGGGAGUGCCCACACUGAUUGGAGAUACGUGGUGGUGUCGGGGACGCCCGAGAAGAUUCUGGAGCAUCUCCUCAAUGACUUGCACCUGGAAGAAGUCCAGGACAAAGAAACAGAGACCCUCCUGGAUGACUUCCUGCUCACGUACACCGUCUUCAUGACAACGGAUGACUUGUGCCAGGCGCUGUUGAGGCACUAUUCUGCCAAGAAAUAUCACGGCCGGGAAGAAACCUGCGACAUUCCCCGGCGCAAGCGCAAAGUCCUGCACCUCGUGUCCCAGUGGAUCGGCCUGUACAAGGACUGGCUGCAUGAGGACGAGCACUCCAAGAUGUUUCUGAAGACCAUCUACAGGAACGUGCUGGAUGACGUCUAUGAAUAUCCAGUCCUCGAGAAGGAGCUGAAGGAGCUGCAGAAGAUGCUGGGGCUGCACCGACGGCACACUGUGGAUGAAUACUCGCCACACAGAAAGAAUAAAGCCCUUUUCCACCAAUUUAGUCUUAAGGAGAAUUGGCUUCAGCACCGAGGGACUGUGGGGGAGACCGAGGAAAUCUUCUGCCACGUGUACAUCACGGAGCACUCCUACGUCAGCGUCAAGGCUGGGGUUUCCAGCACGGCUCAGGACAUCCUCAAGAUUGUGGCCGGGAAGCUCCAGCACGCCCAGGACGACCUGGCCCUGGUGGCCGUCACCUUCUCAGGGGAAAAGCACGAACUUCAACCAAAUGACUUAGCCAUCUCCAAAUCACUGGAGCUAUCGGGUCGGAUCUACGUCUACCGGAAGGAUCUGUCAGAGACUUUGAGCCCGCUGGUCGAGAGUGAGGAAUCCCAGCAAAGGUCGCUGAGGAUCUUGGGAAUGAACACAUGGGACCUGGCCAUGGAAUUAAUGAACUUUGAUUGGAGCCUGUUCAACUCAAUUCAUGAGCAAGAGCUGAUUUACUUCACCUUUAGCCGACCAGGAAGCAGUGAGAACACUGUGAAUCUCAGUCUCCUUCUCCAGAGAUGCAAUGAGGUCCAGCUGUGGGUGGCCACCGAGAUCCUGCUUUGCAGCCAGCUCUGUAAGCGAGUUCAGCUGGUGAAAAAGUUCAUCAAGAUCGCUGCCCACUGCAAAGCCCAAAGAAACCUGAACUCUUUCUUCGCCAUCGUGAUGGGUCUCAACACUGCCUCCGUGAGCCGGCUCUCGCAGACCUGGGAGAAAAUCCCUGGGAAGUUUAAGAAGCUUUUCUCAGAGCUGGAGAGUUUAACGGACCCGUCCCUGAAUCACAAAGCCUACAGAGAUGCGUUCAAGAAGAUGAAGCCCCCCAAGAUCCCCUUCAUGCCUCUCCUGCUCAAAGAUGUGACAUUCAUCCAUGAAGGAAAUAAAACUUUCUUGGAUAACCUCGUCAACUUUGAAAAGCUGCACAUGAUUGCAGACACUGUCCGGUCCCUGAGACACUGCAGGAACAGCCACUUUGGGGGCGACGUGUCUCCAAAAGAGCACCAGGAGCUCAGAUCCUACGUGCACCACCUGCACGUCAUCGACAACCAGCAGGUGCUGUUUGAACUUUCCCACCGGAUCGAGCCGCGGGCGUGAGCGCAUGGCAGCCUGGCGGCGCACCUGGGGAUGGCGGCACUUUGCAUCGAGGGAAUGUCGAUGCCAAGCAUGUAGCUUUCCUCCUGAAAAUGGAUUUGCUGAGUUUUAUCAGUCACUCCCAAGACGCCUGUGGGAAGUCAGGCAGCCAGAGGAGGAGCCCAGGGCAGCCCUCGAAGAGAAAGAUGGCCCCGGGGCUUCCUUGGGGAGCUGCCGCUGGGGAAACAGCCUCCUCCCUCCUGCCUAGCCUCUCUGGUCCCAUAAGCUUUUCACUUUCCUUUUGUGUGCCAGUGUUCGAGUCAUUGUAUGCCAUGCUGUGUUGGGACCAAACAUUUCAACCAGAAAGCAAAGAAGACGGGCAGGGAUGGACAUUUCCAGACACCCCGGGAUGCCCUUCUCAGAGGCUAUCGCCGAGGUGCUCGGGAGAAGCCUGGGUCAGAGUCAGGAAGACCCGGCUUCGGUCCCGUCCCUGACGCGUCCCAGCUGGGCAGAAGCCUUCUCCUGCCAGGGCUCCGGGCGAAGAGCAGACGUCCCAGACCAGAUGUGCGUGUGCCCAGAAUCCCCACCCCAGAAGGCUAUCCCCGAGUCGGGCCCCCCAAAAUGGCUUUUUCCAAGACCUUGAAAAAAAAGCCCACCGUUCGUCCCUUUUCUGACUCUGUGGCAGCCUCUCCCGAGCAUGGCAGUGAAGCCACAGGAGCGUUCAGGGAAACGGGAAGAGGAGCGGCAGCCCUCCUGCCUCCUCCUGCAGCCUGCGUUUGCAGACAGCCUCUUUUUAGAAAUCCGUGAUCACGGAAAGAUCCACACUUAGAGAUGAAAUGAUUUUCUGCACAGCUGGCUAAUUUAAUGAAAAUUAUUUGGACCAAUUAGGCAAAUUAUGCCCAAUUGCAUUUCCCAUAAGGGCAGCAUUGUUAAUGAUUGCCUUAAAAGAGAAAAGAGAAAAGCCGGGAGCUGCAGAUCAUUUCUGAGGAUUUGGUUCUCCCAUCUAAAUGAAGCCCAGCCCCCAUUUGUGAUGGAGCAAGGAAGGCCUGGGGGCUUGUCCUGCGGGCCAGGGAGGCCUUUUCUGCAAGAGGCAUUGCUGCUUCCUCCCAGAACGGUGCAAGGACCAAGGAGAGCUGAGCUCUUCCCGCCACGGCUGUGCCUGUGAUUUUAGUCCGGGGAGGUGAGGCUGAGUGGAAAGGGAAAUCCACAUGGCCCCGGGUGUCAUGUUAGAGGGCCAUAGCUCUGCCCGGAAUAUUGAAAACUCGGGAUCUCAGAAUGGGAAAAGCCAUCACGGACCGCUGACCCGAUCUCCCGGUCCAAGCAGGGUCUCGCUCUCAUUUAUCUUGAUUUGAUCAAAGCUCCAGGUGGCUCCAACUCACUUUAUUUUUAAUUUCUACAAUUCCUAUAGCAGCUUGGAAGAGGGCACCAUUUUAUAUACUGUUGGUUCAGUUUCCCUGAAUUGUAUCAAUCAAUCCAAAUCAAAUGAUGGGUGGAUAUAGUGCUGGGUUAGUAUCAGGAGGAACCGGGUUCAAAUUCUGCCAUUUCACAACCCCAAGCGAGUCAUUUAGCCUCUAUGUGCCUCACCUAAUUUCCUGGGCCUUAUCUACAGAGACAGAUUGUAAAUCGCGUCCUUGGAGGGCAUUGCCGCCCUGGGAGCUUCCCAUGCUGAGAUCACAGCUCCUUUGGCUAUUUGUGUCUCAGUCCUACGAAGCUUUCAGACUCUUCCUUCUCACAAUCUGUGCACCCUUAUGCAGCACUUUGCUUUAGAUUCAUCAAAAUCCUGUUCAUCUUCCUCGCCAGAACCAUCCGCCAUAUUUCUAGACAAGCUAAUGAUAACGCUGUUUCCUGGAGCUCAGCAAAUAAAUACUGUGUGUGUACAUACACACAUGUGUGGGUGUAUACAUAGACCCACCCAUGUAUAUGCCCAUGUGUGUACAUGUAUGUAUAGACACAUGCAGUAAGUUCUAUAGCAUGGGUUGUAUGUAAUAUAUGAGAGAGAUCCAUUCAAGGAAAUAUGUGGGGAAAGUAUUGCUGGGUCUGGAAGAGAAUGGAUUCGUGCUGGCAGAGAAAGCUUCAUCGUUGUCUGAAAUCAUUCAGAGUCAGAGAUGGGAGACGGGGUGGCCCAUUCUCUAAGGCGUCGAGGUGUGCUCCCAGGCCUGGCGCUGUGUGGGGGAUACCCCGGAGACCAGCAUAUGGUGCCAUUUUAUAGCACACGGUCGAGAAGAACGGACUCUUGUUGGUGCCAGCCAACGCCGCCUCCAUUUUCCUCUAGGAAACGGGACUUACCGUAGGCAACAUCUGGGACGCUUUGGAUUUCUGUGGCAGGAAGUCAGCAAGGGCAGAGAGCAUUUUAACUGGCCUUUGGAAGCCAGGCGAAGCCCAUAUUUUUUUUUAACAUUUUGGCAAUUUAAAGUAGAAAUAGGCUAAAUCUGCUUCAGCCAUCAUGAUUGUUGACCACACAAUUUUCAUGGAAAACUAAGCCACUGAGAUGUGGCAUCGUGGCCAACUCCAAGCGUGCUGAGAUCUUCUGGAAAUACCUUUUUUGAGCACCGACACCUGCACCUCCGCGGAGUGGAGCGGGACAAGGCAUCAUGGUCAGUGGGAAGAGGUGACUGGCUGGAGGACCGGCCGUGCCCUUCACUUUGUCAUGGCCCUCCUCUCUCAAGACCCGGGACUAUGAGGACGGAGCACAGACGUCAGAAGUUGUUUCUCCCUUCUGCCCUCCAGAUUUCAGCAUCUCCCAAGACUUCCCGAUAUUUACUUCAAACCUAAAGGGACUAAAAAGGUCCGUAGAACCUUUUGGAUAAUGGAGACAUGCCAAGAACUAUAAUAAGUCCAAUGCAACAUCCCAGAACAUUCUAAAACUUCGAGCCAUCCAACAAUCCCCGAAUUCUCCAUUCUGAGUGAGUCGCACUCUCCGUUGGGUCUCAGCCCUCUCGCCUCUAAAAUGAAGGUGUCCGGCUUGUUGGCCUCUGAGGUCCUUCCACUGGUGAGGUUCUCGCGUUUCAGGGAAGAAGGUUGCUCCUGAGCCCUAGUGAGCUCCCAUUAAGGCUUCAAGUAAUACAGAAGGGAUUCCUCACCUGGGUGGGAAUUAUGACCAAGAUCUGAGGCUCUAGAGUCUUCUGCAAUUCCACAAAAUAAUUCCUACUUCGCAGGGGAUCUCUACCAGCUAGAACGUGCGCCUUCCCCAUGGACCUUGCCCCUUUGGGUAGAACUGCUACCACUCUUGUGUCCCUGGAUUCCCUGGCAUUCCGGUGAAUCAGGCCUGCGCCGGGUGUGAGUCCAGCACAGGGCACCAAGCACGGACCUCCGUGAGGAAGCAACAACGUCCAAGCGCUUCCUUCUCUUCAUAGGUAGCCCAAAGAUGCGACAAUAUUUUGAGUUACUCUUUGCUGGGCUGUGGUCGCCAAACACUUCUAGGGAUGACUUCUGGGAACAUUGUAUUCUCAAGGCUAAAUAUCAUGCCAUGGUUCUGGGUAAUCUUACGCGGGACAGCAUAAGCAGGAAGAGCCACAUUCAGCUGCAGACGGAGACUAUGACCUACCUUGCACUGAUGCUUGGUUCAAAAGUGCAUGGUGCGUGGAAGGAGAGCUGUGCAGGCUCAGAGUGUCUGCCCGCGUUACCAGAUGUGAGAACACGUCCAUCCAUUGGCUACCAUUGGACUUGUCGCCAAAUGCUGUCAGUUGCCAGCCUUGAUCUUUUGAAAUCACACAACAGAUCAAAUGUGUGUGAGAAAGAGAGACAGACAGACACGCACACACACACACAGACAGACAGAGACAUAGAGACAGAGAGAGAGACAGACACACAGACAGACAGACAGAGACAGACAGACACGCACACACACACAGACAGAGACAAAGAGACAGAGAGACAGACACACAGAGAGACAGACAGACAGACAGAGACAGACAGACACGCACACACAGACAGACAGACACGCACACACACACAUAGACAGAGAGACAGAGACAAAGAGACAGAGAGAGAGACAGACACACAGACAGACAGACACAGACAGACAGACAGACAGAGACAGACAGACACGCACACACACAGACAGAGAGACAGAGACAAAGAGACAGAGAGAGACAGAUUCACAGACAGACAGACAGAGACACACAGACAGACACACACACACACACAGACAGAGAGAGACAGACACACAGACAGACAGACAGACAGACCGACAGAGACAGACACACACACACACACAGGGGGGAGGAAAUUGGCUAAAGUGUUCAAAGAGAAUUGGGCAAAACCCCCAGGGUCCUGUGCCAUUGUCUGGGAAGGCUUUCUAUACCAACUUUAGAUGCUUCUACAACAUGUCCUUAGAAUUUCAGCUCACAUUUAGCCGGUGAGCAUAGUGUGCUUAAAACCAGUGGCCAAAAAAAAAAGUUUAAAAAAUUGCCAAAAAGCAAGAAAAAAAUGUACUACUGUUUAAAACCAAGCUGUAUAUACUUAACCUUUUUUUUUAGCAGAGAAUAAUAUUUAUUUGCAUAGUCUAUUUAUUGCAUUCGGAUUACACUGUUGAUGUACCAAGAAGAAAUCCACGACCCCAAGGCAAGAACUCUUACCUCAGGGGUACCUUUAAUUGGGACCGCCAUUAACGUUGUCAACUCGCAUUAAGGCUAGCAAGAUAGAAACUCCCCAAUCAGGGAUGUCUACCGCACUUCUCAGGGACUACGGUCAGUAGUUAUCCACUCUCCGAAGCACUGGUAGGUAUGAAACUGUUGGUUGAUUUACCAGAAUCCCCCGUGACAGUGUUUUCCUUCCUCUCCCCGCCUGUGGGCUCUGUACAUAGAGUAGUGUUGCAUAUUUAUGAACGCUAGUGAGCAAUAAUUUAUAUGUAAAAAUGGCCAAGCAAUAUAAGGUGAAACCUUGUACAAGUGACAGUGACCUUAGAUGGUAUUUUCAAGUGUUUUUUAAACUGCUUUCCAAAAUAUAUGACUAUUAAAGACUCUUGAAUUGG
Monodelphis domestica (gray short-tailed opossum) is the source of this 7786-nucleotide messenger RNA. RefSeq names its product Rap guanine nucleotide exchange factor 5 (gene RAPGEF5). Gene Ontology annotation, cellular component: plasma membrane. NCBI's taxonomy places the organism in Eukaryota, Metazoa, Chordata, Mammalia, Didelphimorphia, Didelphidae. Gene Ontology annotation, biological process: Ras protein signal transduction. The record is from RefSeq and is a predicted model, not a curated record. Gene Ontology annotation, molecular function: guanyl-nucleotide exchange factor activity.